AUGAUUCGGCAUGCACUUCAGGAAGACGGCCAUCGCAUCUGGGGGCUUGUCAUCUACCGCUGCACCUAUAAAAGCGAUGCCGACUGGGAUGAAUUCAUGAGACGUUUACACUGGCGCAUCCGCGAUGUGCUAGAGUUUUACCAGGGGCUUGAUUUGAUGGACAGUCUUGGCCUCACUGUCUUGGAGGACCGGUCUCUUUUCGACGGUGCGACCACCUCCACCGUCCGCAACCACUUUAGACAAUGGGCUGAAACUGCUGUUGAGGCAGAGCAAGGUGUGGGCGCCUGCCAACGCAGAUCCCAGCGAUAUCGAUACUGCAUUCAGGUGGAUGAGGAGGCAUUAGAUUCGGUUGUCCACAAGGUCCCAGCACCUUGGGAGGAGAUAUGCUGUAACAAUGUGGGCUAUGUCAAUUUCAUUGACAAGGAGUGGGAGCCGUAUGGCCCGGUUUAUUAUGAAGAUGAGUAUGACAGACUUGUAGAGGACCCUGAGGAGCCGAUCGAGGGCUGUACGCUUCACAAUGUGGGUUGGAUGAAAGUGCAUUAUGACACGGUCAUGGUGUGCAAGUACAAUUACAUGCGCGAUGAGUUGGCGUGGGAUUGGGAGUAUCGUCGUCCUCCUAAUUUCGGACUCCGUUAA
This is a messenger RNA of Aspergillus thermomutatus, 636 nucleotides long. RefSeq lists its product as uncharacterized. The record is from RefSeq and is a predicted model, not a curated record. Bases 1 to 636 code for a protein of 211 amino acids. The transcript has a single exon. NCBI's taxonomy places the organism in Eukaryota, Fungi, Ascomycota, Eurotiomycetes, Eurotiales, Aspergillaceae.